GCAGUGUCGCAGCAGCGGCGGCUCCCUCGUUCUUCUGCUCUUCACACAAGCGCUCUUCCCAAUAGCUCGUUGUCCGGGUUGUGUGUGCGAACGAGAAUUUGUAUUGUUUGAACUAACGUCAUGGCUCUGCUUACCGUGCGUCUUGCUGCCUCGGUGGCGAGACAGCUGCCCAGUACCCAGGUGAGCUGGCCUGCUGCUGCUCUUGCCUCCAGGAAGUACCAUGUCUCCUGCAGUCGAAGAUCUGCUGAAAUCUCUUCUAUUCUUGAGGAGCGUAUCCUCGGCAGCAGCACCAAAACCAAUCUCGAGGAAACAGGCCGUGUACUCAGUAUUGGUGACGGUAUUGCCCGUGUCUAUGGUCUCAAAAACAUCCAAGCCGACGAGAUGGUGGAGUUCAGCUCUGGUCUUAAGGGUAUGGCCUUGAAUUUGGAGCCCGACAACGUUGGUAUCGUCGUCUUCGGUAACGACAGGCAUAUCAAGGAAGGUGACAUCGUCAAACGUACUGGUGCUAUUGUCGAUGUGCCAGUCGGUGAAGAGCUACUUGGUCGCGUCGUUGAUGCUUUGGGUAACCCCAUUGACGGCAAAGGUCCACUUGGUAGCAAGCUGAGGUUCCGUAUUGGUACCAAGGCUCCUGGUAUCAUUCCUAGGGUAUCCGUACGAGAGCCUAUGCAGACGGGUAUCAAGGCUGUAGACUCUCUGGUACCAAUUGGUCGUGGUCAGCGUGAAUUGAUCAUUGGUGACAGGCAAACUGGUAAGACUGCUUUGGCCAUCGACACCAUCAUCAACCAGAAGCGUUUCAACGAGGCCGGAGAGGAAAAAAAGAAACUGUACUGUAUUUACGUUGCCAUUGGUCAGAAGCGUUCCACCGUCGCUCAAAUCGUCAAGCGUCUUACCGAUAGUGGUGCUAUCAAUUAUUCCAUCAUCGUUUCGGCUACCGCUUCCGAUGCCGCUCCCCUGCAAUACCUUGCUCCUUAUUCUGGCUGUGCCAUGGGUGAAUUCUUCAGGGAUAAUGGCAAACACGCCCUAAUCAUUUAUGACGACUUGUCUAAGCAGGCUGUAGCCUACCGUCAAAUGUCCCUGUUGCUUAGGCGACCCCCAGGUCGUGAGGCCUAUCCCGGUGACGUAUUCUACCUUCACUCUCGUCUUCUCGAACGUGCAGCCAAGAUGAAUGAGUCGCUAGGUGGUGGGUCUCUCACUGCCUUGCCCGUCAUUGAGACCCAAGCCGGUGACGUGUCCGCCUACAUUCCCACCAACGUCAUCUCUAUCACUGACGGACAAAUAUUCUUGGAAACCGAAUUGUUCUACAAGGGUAUCCGACCUGCCAUCAACGUCGGUCUUUCUGUCUCCCGUGUCGGAUCUGCUGCCCAGACUAAAGCCAUGAAGCAAGUCGCUGGUUCCAUGAAGCUGGAGUUGGCCCAGUACCGUGAGGUAGCCGCCUUCGCCCAGUUCGGUUCUGACUUGGACGCUGCCACCCAGCAACUACUCAAUCGUGGUGUUCGUCUUACCGAGCUGUUGAAACAGGGACAGUACGUGCCAAUGGCUAUUGAAGAACAGGUCGCCGUGAUCUACUGUGGUGUCCGAGGAUACCUCGACAAAAUGGACCCAUCAAAAAUCACUACGUUCGAGAAGGAAUUCCUUGCGCACGUCAAAUCCACACAGCAAGAUCUCCUUGCUACCAUCGCUAAGGAAAACAUCAUUAGUGAGGCGUCAGACGCUAAGUUAAAGAAGGUCGUCACUGACUUCUUGGCCUCGUUCAACGCGUAAAUCUCCAUCAUCCUGUCGACAACCACCAAACUCAGCCGUGACUAAUUAGUUUAUAACAGUUGUUGCUGCUGCUGUUGCUGCAGCAUUGCUGAUCUGUUUUGUUUUCUUUUCUAGUGCCUGCGCGCGUUAUUACCUUUCGAGCUUAAAGCUAAAAAUGUAACAAUUACGCGCUCGCGCGCGGAGAAAGGUACCACGAGAUGAAUGAAUAUGCAAACUUAACAUUCGAACGAUAAACUCGAUAGUCAUAUAAACAUGUUACACACGAUACACGUUGGUUCUUCAAUAAAAAACAAGUACAAGAUUAA
Messenger RNA from Phymastichus coffea, 2066 nucleotides. RefSeq names its product ATP synthase subunit alpha, mitochondrial (gene blw). NCBI's taxonomy places the organism in Eukaryota, Metazoa, Arthropoda, Insecta, Hymenoptera, Eulophidae. The transcript is spliced from 7 exons. Gene Ontology annotation, molecular function: ADP binding; proton-transporting ATP synthase activity, rotational mechanism; ATP binding. Gene Ontology annotation, biological process: proton transmembrane transport; proton motive force-driven ATP synthesis. The record is from RefSeq and is a predicted model, not a curated record. Bases 121 to 1761 code for a protein of 546 amino acids.